Messenger RNA from Nannospalax galili (Upper Galilee mountains blind mole rat), 10785 nucleotides. It is a transcript of the gene Cfap46, whose product is annotated as cilia and flagella associated protein 46. Gene Ontology annotation, molecular function: protein binding. The transcript is spliced from 60 exons. Gene Ontology annotation, biological process: axoneme assembly; cilium movement involved in cell motility. The record is from RefSeq and is a predicted model, not a curated record. Lineage: Eukaryota; Metazoa; Chordata; Mammalia; Rodentia; Spalacidae. The coding region runs from base 586 to 8301 and encodes 2571 amino acids.
CGUGGGGACCGCAGCUCCUUCCCUCCGAAGCCGUAGGGGCGCCUUUGACCUGCUCUCCCUUCUGAGGGCGCCUUUAGGCUUCUGGACCCAGCUCUGCCCCCUCCGUUCUCCGUGCACCUGCUGCUCCUAGCCGGGCGUCUCCAGGGCUGCCUACCCACUGUUGCUUUUCAGCAGCUGAGGCCCAACCCCGCCUGCAGCCCGAAACUCUGCACCCAGUUUGGCUUCUGGAGUCCGCUCCUCCAAGACUAGAGAAUCUUAGUGGGCGUCUUCUCCCCGGGGCUGCCCUUGCCCGAGGGUCUCUGAGUGUGCAGGGCGUCGUUCCAUCCUCCCUGACCCCAAGACUGCUCCGAUGCCCAGACCUCAGCUACGGGUGGAUCUGCCCAGCUCUCGCUCCUCCUCGCCUUCACUGAGCAGUGUGACCCCGGCGUCCCACCCACAGACCCCUCAGAUUCAUGCCUCGUGCAGAACAGCCGCAGGCGCCUGGAAGUGGAAAGGGGACCCCGCCCAGGCUGGUGGCUUCGCAGUUCUGCAGGCAACCACCAGCGGUCAGCAAAAAAGCCCUGGCUGGCUGUGUGCGGCGGCGCCAUGGACCUGGUCGUUACACAGGAACUGGCCCGCGCGGAGAGCCACCAAGAUGCAGCUGCCCUGCAACGAGCCUACGAGCUGAUCAAGUCAGCCAACAUGGGGAAGUCGGAGUUUGACCCCUCAGAAAGCUUCAGCCCAGACCUGUUCGUGCUGUGCGCAGAGCAGGCCCUCAAGAUGGGUCGGCUCGAGAUGAGCGAUGACUGCAUCCAGAUGUACUUCAAGGUGAAGGGGCCACUCACCCAGUUUCUGGGCCGGGCCCAUUUGUGCAGGGCCCAGCUUUACGCCCCACAGUGCGAGACCAACGUGGAAGAAUUUGAAAAUUGUGUGACUCAGUACAUGAAGGCUAUAAACUUUGCCAAAGGAGAGCCAAGAUACUACUUCCUGGUAUACAAUGCUUCGGUGCUCUACUGGCAAAUGGUGCGGCCAUUUCUCAAGCCUGGAUAUCACCACCUUGUGAUCCCCAGCCUCUCCCAAAUCAUCAACGUGUUAAAUCAGACUGAGGAAGAAGACAAGGCGUGGAGGGCCGAGCUGAUGCUAGAACUCCUUGAAUGUUACCUGCAAGCAGGAAGGAAGGAGGAGGCUGCCAAGUUCUGUUCCACAGCAGCACCGUUCGUAAAAGCUCAUGUGCCACAGAAAUACCAGCAAAUGUUCUCAGUUAUGGUUCGUCAUGAACUAAUGGAUGACCUUCAGUUAAGAGAAGAGAAGAAACAUUCCAUUAGCCUGACUGUCUCUUACCACAUUAAUAUGCUAAAAGCAAAAUUGGAUAAAAAUGAUUUACCAGAAGACAUCGACCAAAUUCUGAAGAAGACACAUAAACAUUUAAGUCAUUACAAUCACCAGCGCUCUCCUGCAAUCAGAGAAGAAAAAAUGCUUUUGCUUUUUGAAUUAGCCCGCCUGUCUCUGACUUUGAAAUGCGAGGGUGUGGCCUAUGACUGCCUCUCAGACCUGAAGAAAAUUGGAACCAAAGAUCCUGGCAAUCUGAUUGAAAUUGAAUGUCUGGAGUGUGAAUUAGAAGCUUUGAGACUUGAAAGUGAAGUUAAAAUGUAUCUCCGAGGAGCUGUUGAGGACCAGCUGGACAUCAUAAAGAGGAUAGAUAUAACCCUGCAGCAGGCCAUCCGCCUGGGAGAUCCCCGGGCCAUCCAUGUGCUGUGUACUGCACAGUGGAACACUUGUCUGCCCCUGCUACAGCACAGCCUGCGACACCACCUCCGAAAGCCACUGACCAGCAUUGCUGAGGUCCUAGAGAAGGUGGACAGUCUCAUGACCAUGCUACGCUGCCAAGUUCACAUGGAGUUGGCAUACAUUGAGCAAGAUGAGGACCGGCUGGAGCCUGCCAUGGAGCAUCUGCAGAAAGCCAUGAACCUGGACAGUCUAGGCCUCUACCAGGACAAGAUCAAGAUGGCCCUCAACCGGCUGCGCUUGUGCACUACGCUGUACCAGUCUCCUGAGCGUCCUGAGGAUAAGGCCAUGCUGGCCAUUGAGCAGGCAAAGAAAGCCAUUCCAAAAGACAGCAUCAGGAAGAAGCGGGCACUUCUGGUGAACGCAGGCCUGGCCCUUGCUCCUGACACCUUCCAGAUUGUGCUGGACAGUGAGAACGAGGCCAAAGUUCCUACUGGGAAAAUCAAGGGCCGAUUCAGCUCCCUCUGUGCCAAGGCUCAACACCACAUUCUCAGCGUGGACAAAGCUGCUGGGCACCUGCAGCACCUGGGAAGUGAGAAUGACAAAGAGAGAAUUGUGCUUUGGACCGAGCUGGCCAAGGUUGCCCGGAAACAGGGUGUGUGGGAUGUCUGUCGCACAGCAAGCCGCUUCUGCCUCCUGUACGACAACAUCAAGUCCAGAAAGACUGAGAAGCAAAAGCAAGGAAGGAGGAAGAGAGGCUUCGAGGAUUCUGUGCAUGAUGGAUUCGGGGGCCCCUCUGAAAUGUUCUUGUUGAGGCAAAUGUCACCUGACCUGCUGCGGAAGAUAGCGGAGGUGGGGUUCAUCAAUGCCGAGGCCACUGUCCACUUGCUGCGCUCAGAAGGUGUGGAACUGAAUGACCAGGCCAUUCCCCCUGAGGACUUGAGCCAGCACCCAGCUGGCUAUGUGCCUGAACCCCCAGAAACCAAUGCUGAGUGGAUCACUUACAGAACCUGGAUAGAAAGCCUGUCGCAGUAUGCCAUGAGCAACUGGCUGCGUUCUGCAGAAAUUGGGCAAGAGCUAGGAGAAACCUGGAUCGUGCAGAAUGCAGUGGUCUACGUCCUGAACCACAACCGUCAUCUCAUCUUGGCUGGUCGGCAGAAGGAGCUGGUGGAUUCUCUGUACCACCUCUUGAACACCAUCAAGGCCACUGGACACAAUGGGGACUCGGUCAUGCUAGCCACGCUCUGCAGUGCCCUGGCUCGAGGCCUGAUCAUCAGCUGGAUUCCCACCCAGACACCUGAAAAGUUGAAAAAAAAUGUACGCCCAAACCUCGUUCAUGCUCCCCUGGAGUCGGUAGCCAUGUCUGAGAUCAGAGCAGCAGUGGAGGUCUGUGAGUUUGCGCUGAACCUCACCAAUGGAAAUGAGCCAGAGGAAGUGAUUCCUACCAGCGUGCGCCAGCAGCUCAUCUCCACCUGGGUGAAGGCCAAGCAGCUGCUACAGCAGCAGAUUGGGCCACGGCUUGGCGUGGCAGAACAGAGUAGCAAUGAGGACAUCAGUUCCGUGACCAGAGUCCUUGUCGCCCUUGAGAUGUACUCAUGCAAUGGGCUGGGCCUUAUGGACUUCACUGUGCCCUCCCUAGCCCAGUUGGUGAAAAUGACUUCUGAGUGCACCUGGUCGGAACCCCUGGUGGAGCUGCAGACCCUGACACGCCUCACCCAUUUUGCCUACGUGGCUCAGGACCACGAGAUCACUAUGGCGUGCUCUCAGAAUGCCACACAGAUGGGCCUUAAGCACCUGAGUUCUUUUGAACAGACUGAUGUCAAGCUGGCCGCAGAAAUGCUGUGCACUGUGUCCUACAUCCAAGGCCGGAGCAUUGUGGAGAACCUGAAGGGCAGAAAGCAGCUACGGCUGGCAGCAGCCAAAGCCUUCCUAGAGAGUGCCAGGUUUGGGGGCCUGGCAGGCAGCAAUUCCCUGGUGAUGUUGGCUGCCCGGUACUACUGGAACACCUGGCUCCCACUUCUGUCUUCAGAGGGUAACAGGAGGAAGGCCAAGAGGUCCCUCCAGAAGAUCAUCAGCAUCAUCAACAAGACGGAGGCCAUGAAGCAGGAGACAGGAAAAACACUGCUUCUGCACCAGUGGCCCACGGCUGACUUCCAGAGUGGUGGAACAUAUCCUGAAGGUCAAUUUCUCCCAGGGGCUGAGGAUGAUCUCACACUCCGUGCUGCCCUCUAUAGCCUACUUUUCCACAGUCAUGCUGACCAGAACGACUGGGAGAUGGGCCUCAAGGUGCUGGAUGAGGCUGUACAGGUGCUGCCCAGGACAGCCCACCACCUCUUGAUUUUCAAACAUAUGGUUGUAAAGGCCAAGCUUGGUCAGAACUUUACCAUGGAAAUUCAAAAGUUCAAGGAUGAGAGCGAAGACUAUUUGGCACAUAUGUGGCAUCGCCUGGCCCUGAACUCGAGGAAUGUCUGCGGAGAACUCACCUGCUACCAGAAUGCCAUCCAAGCACUUCAGAAGCCAGAGAGCAACUGGCAGAAGGUGGACUACAUCGUGGAGUUCAGCCAGUGGAUGUAUUGUAGGCAGUUUCCUCUUGAAGAUGUGGUUGCCCACCUUGAGUGGGCAAUUGAGAUCCUGCUAUCCAUGAAACCUGUUGAAGCCAUCCCUGAGUCAGAGCCCAAGAAGGAAGGGCAGUCCUCGCCUGCCCAGUUUCCCACAGAGAGUCCAGCGGCCCCAGCUGUGGAGAUGGUCUCCUUGGAGCAGUUUCGAAGUGUGAGGCAGUUGGAGGCGCUAGCUCGCGUACACAUCCUGCGGGCCCUGAUGGUGUCACCUGGCUCCUUGGCCUAUGAGGAUGACUGUCUCAUGGCCUACACCUUCCUCAGGCAUAUCUGGCAGAUUUCCUUGAUAACAGGAGGAAAACUGAUUCCAGGAAGAACUCUACAAGCAGUCAGUUCACAAUUGCUGUUACCUAAAAAAGAGAAGGAGAAGGGGAAGGCCAAGGACAUAAAGCAGAUUUUGACCCCAGCUUCCAACAAGCAACCCGAUGAUGUCCCCACUAGCAUAGAAGAAUGGGCCUCCUACUCCUGCCCGGAGGAGUUGCUGUCUGUGUUCAAGCAAGACAAGAGUGAUUCUACUAUUAACUCAUCCAGUUUCCAGAAGCCAACAUACAGUUUGUACUACAUAGACCACUUGGUCAAAGCCCUGCAGAAGAUGUCCCUCCAUGAGCUCAGCAUCCCGAUCCUGCAGCUGGGCGUGCUCAUUGCCGAUGCCGUGGUAGAGAGCAAGAGCCUCGCAGACCUCUACCACCUGCGACUUGCACAGGUGUGUUCUGAUCUGCGACUGUGCUUUGCAGCGGCUCACCAUGAAGAGGUGGUCGGGCAGACAUACAUUGGGGACAUGGAGCAGGCCAGCUGCAGAAAAGAGCUGGCAUUUAAAAAAGAGAAGAACAAGGAACCUGGGAUAGAAGACAGUCUGCCAGCCCUGCAUGAGCAGCUGGCUCCAUCGCAUCCUGUGAAGGUGAAGCCCCUGAUAGCACAAGACAAGAUUUUGAAGCUAAAUGGAGAGACUGGAAAGGGCCUGGAUGGGACUUCCUACCCUCAACUAUGGAUGCUCAAGGGAGAGGUCCUGCUAGACAUGGAGCUACACCAACCAGCACGGCUGCUCCUGUCAGAGGCCCAGCAGGCUUUCCAGGAGCUUGGUGAUACGUGUGCAGAGUCACAGUGCCUGUUGCUUCUAGCACAGUUGGCCAACAAGGAAAAGAACCACGGACAAGCUAUAUCCUUGACUGAGAGGGCCCAGAUGUUGGGUGGAGCUGAGGAGUUCUGGUAUAAUUCCACCCUGACUAUGACCGAAGCGAUCUUGUCUUCCAAAGACAGCAAAGAAGAAGUCAUGGUUUGCAGCCUGUUGCAGAAACUCAUAGAUGUGUUCAAGGUCCUCCAGAAAGAAAGGCCUAACCGAGUACCCUUGCUGGAAUUCCUUACCAUGGAGCUGGAGGCCAGGUGUGUGAGACUUCAAAUCCAAGUUGCCUGCAGCUUGAUUGACAAGGAACUGGAGUCCCCAUUUUUGCUGACAGAGUUAGAAGAGCGCCUGUUGGAAAUUGAAGACAACUUUAUACUCGGUGGCUACAAGAAAAAAUGUGUUGAUUUAAAACUAGAGCAUGCGAGGAUAAAGAGGCUACGUGCCCAAAAUGAGAACGAUGAGGAACAGAAAUACGCCUAUUACCUGGAAGCAUAUGACUUGGCCCAGAAAGCUGUGGCUGAGGAAGAAGAACUAUUUCAUAGAACUCAGGGGCUGUUGUCCCUUCAAGAUUUACAGAAUGUCAACUCCCCGCAGAUGAGGAGGUUGGCCCGCCUCAAACUCUGCCUAGCAGAAAUGUGCUUAGACAUGGUGCAGCUGGUCUGCAAGGAGGCACUGGAUCUGCAGCUGGAGCAGGACUCCUUAGAAAAGCUGCUGGCAGACUUCCUUCAGAACACCGGCGACUACUCAUCCAUCGGCUUGCAAUGGUUUACGCUGAAGCGGACCCUACCGCACAUGGUGUUAACCCAGCUGGAAAGCCUGCAGCCACUGUGCACAGGUUGCGUGGACAUCCGUGCCCAGCUUCUGGGCCUGGCUGGGAAGGCCCUCCAUCUGCUAUCAGUGAAGACAGACCCUGUGUACCCUUCCUUCUGCUGGGAGGAGGACCUCUUGGUGGCUGCUAAGCGGAGUAGCCUGCAAUCACUGGAGACAGAAGCAGAUGACAAGAGUGCUGAGACCUCCUCCAGGGAUUCAGCCCCCUUCAAGGAAGCCCCCAAGGAGCAAAGCCAGAAAGCUGAGGGUCUGAAGAAGAAGGUAGUGCUGGCCCAGCAGUACCUGGCUCAGGCAUCAGAGGUGCUGCUGCAGUGUAUACAGGCUGCCCUGAGUGGAAACCUUCUGGACAUUGCGGCGUCUGCCAGCAUGGAGAUGGUGGAGUGUAUCGGCACCCUGGACCCCACGGCCACCUGCCAGUUCCUGGCACUGUCUCAGAGCUGCUCAGCCUCAGAGAUGAUGCGGAAUGUCUUGCUGACAGCCACAGCCAACACCAGCACCUCGCAGCUGGCAGCCCUGCUGCAGCUCCAUCAGAGGCUACGGGAGCAGGACAAGACCGCCACCAGCCUGUUUGCCAAUGUUGAGCAGAGACUGGCCACCACUUCCAAGGCAUGGCAGAGCCUCUCCAUCACGGAUCAGCAUUUCAACUUCCUGAAUGAGAUCCCGCCCAUGUUCCGGGUCCUCUUUCUGCAGCACUCAAAGGACAGGUCCUAUCUGUAUGGCGCUGCCUAUGAGAAGCCCAAGUCCAUGCCUGGUCCCAAGGGAAAAGUGAUGCCAGUAGGAGGUCACUGCAAGGUGAUGCGGGUGACUAUGAGUCCAACUGCUUUCUCAGAAUUGUUGACCAGCAUACAAUGGUUCCAGAAACAGACACAGUCCCAGAAAUUGGAUACCUUGUAUGGUGAGGAGCGAGACCUGUGUAUGCAGAGGCUGACCAGCGUCCUGGAGCACAUGGAGGAGUGCCUGAAGCCCAUCACCCCCCUGUUCACCUUCCCAGAUGCCAGAACACAGAUGCUGGUGACUAGGAAUGAUGUGGGGAAAUCCAGAAGCAAAGGACCAGACAGAAAAUUGUCUAUCCCUUCAGGGCAGCCUGAGGCUGAGGACAUAAUCCUGAUCGCAGACAGGAUCCUGCUGGAUCUGCCCCUGGAGGGGCUCUCUGCUCUGGACAAGGUCACCUCAGUGUCACGAGAGUUUUCUCUCCAGAUGCUGUGGAAUCGCCUCCAUAAGGAGGAGAUAGAAGGCAGUGUGAAGAAGGACAUCAAAAGCAAAGAUUUCAAGAAAAAAAGUCCAAGCAGGAAAGGUCUGAAGAGCAACAUGAUCCGGGUCAUCCCUCCUGAAUGCAUCCUAAUUGACUCAGACUACAUCAAGUUUGUUGUGGACCCCUAUGAGGAGACCCAUGGCAAAGAGAUACUGAGCCCUGUCUCUGUGACCCAGGAAAUCUUGGAAAAGUUCCGAGACACAUUCACGGCACGCUGGAUGGGGCAUCUGGGGAACUACCACUUUCCAAGCCAAGCUGACUGGGAGCAGGUGCUGGACAGUUGCAGAGGCUUCUUCUUCUACGGGAUGGAGAGUUUCAUGUCCCACCUAGCAGUGGAAAGACUGGUGGCUAUGAAUCUGCAAGAAUGCCAGAUGAUGGUUAUGCUGGACUUGAUGAGGUCUUCCCAGAGCCAACGGCGGAAGAUAGAAUCCUCAGAAAACAAGAGUGCAUCACAGCGGGCCUUGGAAAAGCCCAUCGAGACUGCCAUCCUUCUGAGCCUGGUGGGGGUCGGGAGCAUUGUGGCCAACCAGUGGCCUACACUACUGCAGGAUAACGCACUGUGCGCCAACAUCCUUUGGGAAAAUCUGUUAGCAAUUGGCAAGCCGAUUGGGAAAACGGUGCGUCUCAUUCAGAGGAUAAACAAUGAAACGGUUAACCAAGGUGAGGCUCCACAGGCCUCCAAGGAUGAGAAGUUCUCUGAGUUGCAACCCUCGAACCUUGAGUCACACCCUACUGCCCUCAGCUUAGUUCUGUAUGGACUGCCUCACCAAGCCAUUGUGUGAGCUGAAAUCACCUUUCCACAGUCUCUGGAGUCUCAGAGUAUUCUUGGGGAAGGCACUGUUCUUUGUUUUACUCCUUUGAAAUCCUCCCCCUUCAGGCUCUCUCCCACAUUCUAGUUCUCUCCCUAGCCUGGACACAGCCUGGCCUCUGUCCUUCUGUCCAUGGCACAAGUUCCCAAGAAGACAGUUGCUAUCUGGGAGCACCUCUUGUGUCCCUGCGAUGUUCUUGCUAGCCCACAAGUUUGUUUUGGCUUCAGUGUUUUAGUAAACAAAAACAAUGGUAUAGUGUGUUUUUUGGAAGUCUAGGGCGGGAACAGGACUUCUGGCUGUGACCACUAGCACAUUCUGGCUCCAUCAAAGCUGACAGGGGAUGCUGUCUUUGUAUGAACUGAGCUCCACCAUACUCUCCUUGAAGCUCUGGAGAUGUGGGUGGUCCUGUUCCCUGCUCUCUGGCUGCCACAUCAGGGCUCUGGGGAAGAUACGUCUUGUAUAUGAUCCUUCUGAAAUUCAAAACAUAUGUCUCCUGGCAUAUCAGUCAGUUGGAUGGUCUGUGAGGCUCUGAAGGCCCCUUUCUGCUAUGGGCUACAGAACUGAGCUGUGGACCCUCCUUACCCAUUCUGGCUCUUUGGCCAGGAAAGGAGGAGGCAAAGGACAAUACACGGGGCAGGAGCAAUGUUGGUAUCAGAUGAGUGACCCUUGGGGAAAUGGCACCUAAAGCAAGAAUGGGGUCUGAGGGGGCACUCCUGACAGCUGGGUGCAUCCCCAGAGCCCCAAACCUGAUCACCUGCAGCUAUGCACCUGUCCGUCCCCACCUCUGCUCGUAGGUUCUGCAGGACAAAUGCCAAGACUUCCUGGGUCAGGCCACAUGGUCCAAAAAUAGUUUUUAAAAAAGCACAAAUUAAUACCAUAAUGUAAUACCAAGAUGGGAGACCAUUGUAUACCUUAUUAAAACAGCUGAGGACAGACAUGGUGAUGGUACAGACAAACUGUCACACAGCGCUGCUGUGAAUACAAGAUGUGCCACUAAACUGGAAAAGGUGGUCAGAAAACAAAACGUAAAAAGUCCCCUCAGUCCUAAGAGCACAUUAGAAACAUCCCGAAGGUCCUUCAGUGAGUGAAGAUGGCAUUCAAAGCGACACCAUCCCGUGUGUCAGCUUCCCUUUGCCAGACAGAGCAUGUGAGGUGGUAAACUUAGCAGACUGAUUCUCGCUCACAGCCUUGCUCUGAGCCUGUGGCAAGGCAAUGUGGUGCGGUAGAGCCUGCAGUGAGCAGAACUGCCUACUUCAUAACUAGGGAGCAAAACCAGAGGAUGGAGCCAGAGUCCCCCAAAGCUUUUCAAGACAGCACACCCAAAGACCUAAAGACAGCCUCUCACUGGGCCCCAUCUCCCAACAGUACCAAGCUUUUGACACACAGGCCUUUGGGAAAUACACUGUAUCUAAACCAUAACAUUUACCCUCUAUGAAAACAAACAAGCUGUUGAUAGAACCACUUGGAUGAACCUGAAAGCCCCCCACUCCGAGAGAUAGAAGUCAGUAUCAAAAGUUAUUUUACACAACAUUCUCAAAUGGCAAAAGCACAGAGAUGGACAGAUCAGUUCUUCCAGGGCACAGGGGAAGGGCUGGGAACAGCAGGAGGGAGCCUGCUGACAGACCAGUUCUGCCUCUUGACUGUGGUAGCUACAGUUGCCUGUGCAGGAGACAGUAUUGCAGAACUGCACCGAAGCAGAAGCAGCCACGACCAGCUCACCAACACCUGGAACCCAAAUCACUGUCUUGAUUUUGUGGUUCACAAUAGUUAUGCAAAAUGUCACCACUGAGGAAGGUGGGAGAGGGGCUGCAAUGUUCCUUGUAGAGUUGAGCCCCAUUAGUGGGGGAAGGGGGCUUUGUUGUCCUAUGAUACCAGAAUCAAUUUCCCCCAAGCCCACCCUCAUUUUUAUGCCUUGGAAAAACUUAUGUGUCACAGUUCUGUGCAUCGUUGCACUAGCUAGUAAAAUGAGGGUCAUGAGACCACAGCCCAGAGAGUCCAUGACAGUGAAUCUGCUGCCUGAUACUGUGUCCUGAGUCUGGCAGGCAGGGAGCAUCCACCUCAGCAGGACAAUGCAGUAUCUCCACAGAGCUCAGAUCGGUGUACAAUUUAUGAGCUACUGACUUCUGGAAUUUUCCUUUUCAUGUUUUCCAACCUUGGUUGAGCCUGGGUCCCCGAGACUACUUAGAGUGCAAAUGUGGACAAGGGGACGGCACACUAUUUCUGUGACUUCGAUGAAUCGACACUUAAUCUGACAUAGAAAUACAUUAAAUGCGCAUCUUUGAUGAUGCCGAAAGAGUUAUGUAUGACUCUUCUCAUUUUUGUUUGAUUUUCUUUCCUUUUUAAAGCAUAUAUGCAUAAUUGUUCUGGUGUUUAAAAAAAACAAAGUUAACUAAUGGCCAAGGGAUAAAUUCCAAUCUGAGCAGCACUGGAAAUAUGAGCUUUCUUCUACAAAGACGU